GAGAGCUCCGCCUUCCGCGUCCGUUUCUUCUUUGCACACUGGCACCGAUGGGGGACGGAGAAAAACUAAAUAUCGACUCCAUCAUCCAACGCCUCCUGGAGGUAAAAGGCUGCCGUCCUGGGAAGAAUGUUCAGCUGACAGAGAAUGAGAUCCGGGGCCUGUGCCUGAAAUCCCGCGAGAUCUUCCUCAGUCAGCCAAUCCUGCUGGAGCUGGAGGCGCCGCUGAAGAUCUGCGGAGAUGUGCACGGUCAGUACUACGACCUGCUGCGACUGUUCGAGUAUGGCGGCUUCCCCCCCGAGAGCAACUACCUGUUCCUGGGAGAUUACGUGGAUCGGGGGAAGCAGUCGCUGGAGACCAUCUGCCUGCUGCUCGCCUACAAGAUAAAGUACCCCGAGAACUUCUUCCUGCUGAGAGGCAACCACGAGUGCGCCAGCAUCAACCGCAUCUACGGCUUCUACGAUGAGUGUAAGCGUCGGUACAACAUCAAGCUGUGGAAAACCUUCACUGACUGCUUUAACUGCUUGCCUGUAGCUGCCAUUGUGGAUGAGAAGAUCUUCUGCUGCCACGGAGGUCUCUCCCCUGACCUACAGUCCAUGGAGCAAGUGAGGAGGAUCUUGCGUCCCACUGAUGUCCCAGACCAGGGGCUCCUGUGUGACCUGCUGUGGUCUGACCCAGACAAGGACGUGCUGGGCUGGGGGGAGAAUGACCGGGGGGUCUCCUUCACCUUUGGGGCCGAUGUAGUGGCAAAGUUUCUUCAUAAACAUGACCUGGACCUCAUCUGCCGAGCCCACCAGGUGGUAGAAGACGGUUAUGAGUUUUUCGCUAAGCGCCAGUUGGUGACGCUCUUCUCGGCCCCCAAUUACUGUGGGGAGUUUGACAACGCGGGUUCCAUGAUGAGUGUGGACGAGUCUCUCAUGUGCUCCUUCCAGAUCUUGAAACCCGCAGAUAAGAAACUAUUUGCUUAUGGGGGAGUCAACCAGAGUCGCCCCGUAACCCCCCCACGGAACAAAAACAAACAGUCCAAAUGACCCCUCCCAGCUCUGACCCCUCACACACUGACCUCCUUCCUCAGUCUCCCCCAAUCUGCACCCACACAAGGCGGGGCCUGGGGACCUUACUUUUACCUCUCAUGGGGGGCACUUGCAAAUAGAACCACUUCUCUGCCUUAAGCCCCUCCCACAACUGCUACAGACCCUCCCACUGGUGCCAUAUUGCACUCAGAUCUGGGGGGGGGGGGGACAUAAUCGCAGCAAUAACCUCUCUCUUGUGGCACUGACUCCGCCCCUCUGUACAUGGGAACAUGGCCGACCUCUCUCUCCAUGUGAUUGGUCAGUGUAGGAAUUGGUCCUUUCAUUGUCUCUAUACAUAGGGCAGAUGUGAUGGGCAAACUGGCCUGUGGCUUGUGUUUUAUCUCUCUGUUCUGCAGGAGUUCAUGGCUUUUCAAGGGUAACUAAGACUUCUCCUAGAAUUCUGUGCUGGAUUCCAUUGGCUGUCUGUGAGCUCAGUGAUUGGCUGUUAUACCAAGAAGCUAUUGCACAGGUGCAUUGUGGGGCUCAAUUGCUUUCCAUGGGAGGAGAACAAAGAGUUACUACUGAUCAUUCCUGUCUGGGGCGGAGUCACAGUGGGGGGUGGGGCUAUUACCAUUUCUCACCUGCCCCAACGUUGCUGCUCUUCUCUCAAUUCCUACAGUUUCUAUUGGUUCUAGUGCCCAACACUGACCCCAAGGUGCCCCGCCCCUCGCUGGGGGGAGGUGCAAGAUUGUUUGCUGCGUGCAAUUGCCAGUAGGGGGUGUUUAUUAUGAGCGUGUCGGGAGGGAAGGGGGGCCGGAUUUUCGUGUGCGUCUUUUCUUCUGUAAGAGCUACGGCUUUUUAUUAAACCUUUUUAUCUCA
Molecule: messenger RNA, 1889 nt
Organism: Xenopus laevis (African clawed frog)
Lineage: Eukaryota; Metazoa; Chordata; Amphibia; Anura; Pipidae
Gene: ppp1ca.L
Product: protein phosphatase 1, catalytic subunit, alpha isozyme L homeolog
Cellular component (GO): cytoplasm; mitochondrion; nuclear speck
Molecular function (GO): hydrolase activity; protein serine/threonine phosphatase activity
Source: RefSeq, marked provisional